Oldenlandia corymbosa var. corymbosa is the source of this 1128-nucleotide messenger RNA. The record is from the annotation of a GenBank genome assembly. Lineage: Eukaryota; Viridiplantae; Streptophyta; Magnoliopsida; Gentianales; Rubiaceae.
AUGAAUUCACUAAGAAACAAUGGUAACUCUGAACAUGAUCAGGGUGAUCAUGAAGAGCUACUUGCAGCUCAAGCGCACAUAUGGAAUCACACAUUCAAUUUCAUAAACUCAAUGUCCCUAAAAUGUGCACUUCAGUUAGGAAUUCCAGACAUCAUUCACAAACAUGGUGAUAAUCACCCCAUGUCCCUUCAUCAAUUGGUCAAUGCUCUUCCCAUAAACCAUGAAAAAUCCCAAUUCAUCCCCCGCCUAAUGCAAAUUCUCACGCAUUCGGUCUUCUUUCGUAAAGAAAACAUCUUUGGAGAAGAUGGCUAUUUGCUUACUCCAUCGUCUAAACUCCUUUUAAGAGACAACCCUUUAAGCGCGACGCCAUUUGUGAUGGCAAUGCUCGAUCCACUCUUGAUGGAUCCAUGGCAUCAUCUGAGCCAAUGGUUUCAAAAUAGUGGUGAUGUUAGCGUAACGCCAUUUUCCACGUGUCACGGAGAAGGUUUAUGGGAGCUCGCGGGUGUUGAACCGAGGUUGAACCGGUUAUUCAAUGAGGCGAUGACCACCGAUUGUCGGUUGGUUAGUAAACUGGUGAUAAAAAAUUGUGGAGAUAUUUUCUUUGGAAUGAAUUCAAUGGUGGAUGUUGGUGGCGGAACCGGAAACAUGGCCAAGGCCUUGGCUGAUGCUUUUCCGAACUUGAAGUGUACUGUGUUGGAUCUUCCUCAUGUGGUUAAUGGCUUGAAGAAUUGUGGUACUGAGAAUUUGGUCUUUGUUGGAGGAGACAUGUUUGAUGCCAUUCCUCCUGCUGAUGCAGUUUUGUUGAAGUGGAUAUUGCAUGAGUAUCAUGAAGAAUGCGUACAAAUACUCAAGAAAUGCAGAGAGGCAAUCCCAAACAAGAACAACGGAGGGAAGGUGAUCAUUUUUUAUAUGGUGAUGAAGGAAGAAGAGAAGCAUAAAGGAAACAAAAAUGGUACUGAUCAUGAGGGAUUGGAAACUCAACUAUUCUUUGAUAUGUUGAUGAUGGUUGUAGUCGGUGGAAAAGAAAGAAACGAGAAAGAGUGGGCAAAUAUCUUUCAUGAAGCUGGCUUCAAUUCCUAUACAAUUACUCCCCUACUCAGCUUGAGAUCUAUGAUCGAGGUUUAUUAA